AUGAAUGGAAAUACUAUAUUUUGUACUAUUGAUGUAGUAGAUUUAUAUACAAUGAUUCCACAAGUAGAAGGAGUACUAUCAUUGAAGAAAAUGUUAGAUUAUUUGAAGUUGAAAAAGGUUGGUGGCUUAAAAGUAGAAACUAUUAUUCGAUUAAGUCGAUUUGUGAUGAAAAAUAAUUAUUUUUCUUAUGAUGGCCAAUUUUAUCACCAGAUUAGAGGUGGAGCUAUGGGAUCGCCGUUAACUUUGACUUUAGCUAACUGUUAUAUGUUUUUCUUUGAAAGACAAAUAGUCAAACAAAUUAAAAAUAGCGGUGGACUCUUUUUUCGAUAUAUUGAUGAUUUAUUUAUAGUAAUUAAUUGGCCUGUUCGGCAUUUAUUAAAACAAAUCGACAAAUGGAAGAAUUUUGAUGAAAAUAUUAAAUUAAAUCCAAAUAUUAACUCAUUUGCGACUUUUCUCGAUUUAUAUAUGGAAAAUCGUGAUGGUGUAUUAUUUACUACUGUUUAUCAAAAGCCGUCUUAUGAACCGUAUUACUUGCCAUUCAAUAGUAUUCAUCCGUUACAUAUGAAAAAGAAUAUACCUUUUACGAUGUUACUUCGAGUGAUUAGGUAUUGUUCUACAUUUCAAACAUAUUUGGAUGAACGUGAAAAGUUACGUAUGGCUUUAUUACUUAAUAAGUAUCCAAAUAAAUUAAUUGACGAACAGUUUAAUAAUGUCCUUUUAAAAUGUAAUAUUGACGAGCCAUUAACAAACUUAAAUUAUGAUAAAUAUCGUCAACACGUCAUCGAUUCACCCAUGAAAGAAAAAGUUACGAUUGAUUAUGAAGCAGUUAUGUUUAUACAUUUUACAUACUGUUCUACUAUGAAAACUUUUCCCGCUAAAUUCCAUUUACUUUGGAAUAAAUACUUUGAGGAAUCUCCUAUUAAUGAAGUUAGACCUAUUCUUGGCACUCGAAAUGUGAAGAAUAUACAUAGACGUCUAGCUUUUAAUAUGUAA
Molecule: messenger RNA, 993 nt
Organism: Rotaria sordida
Lineage: Eukaryota; Metazoa; Rotifera; Eurotatoria; Philodinida; Philodinidae
Source: the annotation of a GenBank genome assembly